GGGCCAACGCUAGGUCGGGCAUUAGAGGGAGCCAAGUAAGUGAGGCAGAACGACUACGCUCAGGCAUAAGAGACGAUGAUAGGUUGGGCACUGUAGGGCGCCAAGUAGAUGAGGACGAUUCCACUAAUGGCGCCGUUAGAGUGGAGGGCGACACCGAAAAGCCCUUGGUAGCAGGCGACGUCUUUGACAGUAGUAGGAGUUCCAUAGUGGCCUACGGUGGUAGUCUUGAGUGGACCCAGCCUCUUGUCUCGCCAGCGAGGGAGAGGCUGAAAAGCAUGGGAGAGGUGCUGCAACAACUCAGAGAGGAUGUCAUAAGAGAAUCGACGGGGGCGCUAAAUGGCACUGACUCUAGAAGUGGAGGCGCCAGGGAUGUCGGUGGCGACGCCUUUUGCUAG
Messenger RNA from Ilex paraguariensis (yerba mate), 395 nucleotides. The record is from the annotation of a GenBank genome assembly. Lineage: Eukaryota; Viridiplantae; Streptophyta; Magnoliopsida; Aquifoliales; Aquifoliaceae.